Mastomys coucha (southern multimammate mouse) is the source of this 377-nucleotide messenger RNA. Its product is annotated as fibroin heavy chain-like. NCBI's taxonomy places the organism in Eukaryota, Metazoa, Chordata, Mammalia, Rodentia, Muridae. Bases 99 to 377 code for a protein of 92 amino acids. The transcript is spliced from 11 exons. The record is from RefSeq and is a predicted model, not a curated record.
CAGAGGACAGAACAGGGACAGAAAGCUACGAAGGUGUGAAGCCCCAGAAACCAGGGCCUCAAGCUCAGAAUGGCCAUGGGCCAGGUACCACAGAGGGCAUGAAACCUCCAAAGCCAGGGUUCAGCAAUGGGAAUGGAAUAGGAGCUGGGGCCUUCCCAGGAGCUGGAGCCCAGCCAGGUUUUGGAGAGGGCAGGAAACCCCAGAAGGCAGGAUAUGGGAACGGAAAUGGACUGGAUGCCCUGCCAGCCCAUGCUGCUCAAAACAGCUAUGGACAAGGUUAUGGACUGGACUCGAAGGUUCAUAAACCAGGAUUAUGGAAUGACCAUGGGCUUGGAAUCCAGCUGGGUCUGCAGGGGCAGGCCCAAAGGAGUCUCUAG